Molecule: messenger RNA, 636 nt
Organism: Angiostrongylus costaricensis
Lineage: Eukaryota; Metazoa; Nematoda; Chromadorea; Rhabditida; Metastrongylidae
Source: the annotation of a GenBank genome assembly
AUGAAUCAUGUGCGAGUAACCGCACUUUCACUCCGGCUCAGAGGAGCACCACUGCAGGUCGCCUCAAAUCAUUUGCAGGUGACCGUAUUUCAAUACGCCUCAGUGGCCGCCCCGGCACCUCACCUCGAAUCAUGUGCGGGUGUGCGCACUUUCAUUCCGCCUCAGUGGCCCGCCACGGCUGAUCACCUCGAAUCAUGUGCGGGUGUGCGCACUUUCAUUCCGCCUCAGCGGCUUGCCACAGCGCAUCAGCUCGAAUCAUGUGCGGAUGUGCGCACAUAUAGUCCGCAUCAGUGGCUUGCAACAGCGCAUCACCUCGAAUCAUGUGCGGAUGUGCCCACUUUCAGUCCGCCUCAGUGGCUUGCCACAGCGCAUCAGCUCGAAUCAUGUGCGGAUGUGCGCACAUAUAGUCCGCAUCAGUGGCUUGCCACAGCCCAUCACCCCGAACCAUGUGCGUAUGUGCGCAAAUUCAGUCCGCCUCAGUGGCCCGUCACGGCACAUGACCUCGAAUCAUGUGCGGAUGUGCGCACAUAUAGUCCGCAUCAGUGGCUUGCCACAGCGCAUCACCUCGAAUCAUGUGCGGAUGUGCGCAAAUAUAGUCCGCAUCAGUGGUUUGCCACAGCGCAUCACCUCGAAUAA